This is a messenger RNA of Oikopleura dioica, 2217 nucleotides long. NCBI's taxonomy places the organism in Eukaryota, Metazoa, Chordata, Appendicularia, Copelata, Oikopleuridae. The record is from the annotation of a GenBank genome assembly.
AUGAGUCAAAAACGGCCAUUUGAUGAAGGUCCUUUGCUUUCUCCGCCAUCUACUCCAUUUGAGAAAAAGAAAAAAACCAAAGAUGAGUUCAAGAAAAUUGUAGAGAUUCUAGAAGAAGAUGAGAAGCUCGUUUGCACUUCAGAGAUCCAUCACAAUUACACAGCAGAUUUCAAACUAGAGAAAAUCACGAAGUCAGACCAGACGCCGACGCCAUAUCUCAUUUGCCGGAGCCCCUUCUGCACUAAUGCUGAAUACAAACAUAAGGUUUUCUUUGGCAUUCGAGGCAAUUUGGCGAAAGCGAGCCAUGCGACUGACUACUACGUGAAACGGCACAUCCAAGAACACCAUCGUUCAAUUACAACCGACGCCGAAGAGCUUGAGGAAAUCGCCGCAGAAGUUGUUGCGAACGAUGGUCUUUCAAUUUGUGCUUUUGAAACCGAAACAAUGAAGAAAUUUUGCGCAAGGGCUCAUCAGGCAAUAGCGAAUGGAAUAAGCAGUCACAAAAUUGUGAAGAUUCUCAGGCGCAAAAGUACCGUUUCGAAUGGUAUCGUCAAGUCCAAGCUGCCUGGUCUCAUCCAGGAAAACAGAUGUUGCUUGGUCCUUGAUGGAUUCGACUGCCCUCGGCUAACGAAAGAAAGAAACACGAUUUUUCUUCUUCAUUACGGGGUCAUCUUCAAAGCAACUGAUGCGAAUGUACGUCGACAACUAGAAAACGUCCUCUCGGAUUGGAAUAUCCUCGAGUUUUUUCACGCAAAACGACUUCCAGUUGUUGGAGAUGCGCCAAUGGCUCAGGCCUUCUCCGACUACUUCGCCGUUGUCUGUGCAAGCCACACGAUUUCGAAUCAGUUAAAAAGAUAUAUUACCCUUGUCCAGAGCGAUGCAAUCGUCGGCGAUAGCUGUGUCGAGAUCGAGAAAGCGGUCUCAGCAUGCAAUCAUCGAGCUGAACGAGACGACUGCUCCGAGAAAUCCUUCAAUGAUCUGGUGAAAAGCUACACUCCAACUGAAGACGAGCUCAAGCACAUCAGGCAAUUCUACCCGAAUUACGACAAAUUCGUUACGAUCGACAGGAUCUAUUACAUCAGAUUCAGAUCUUUCAUCACGACCUACAAGCAGCUCAUGGCAAACGAACCUCUUCUUCGUCGCCACCAGAAGUACCUGACUGACUCAAAGUCGAUCUUACACGAAAUCGACUGGAAGCUCGUUCAUUACCUCCACUCAGUCUCCCAAGUCUUCGAGCCUGCUCUGGCGUCCACCGAUUCGGAUCACUUCUCGGUUGGUGACACUCUAACAAAACUGUUCGACUUGCUGAAAUUCUUGCUUCAAAUUGAUCCGGCUGACUUCAAGGAAAUCCACCAGGAGCUGAUUCUGACCGUAGCAGACUACAUUUUCGGUGCUAACAUCACUGGACGGAAGCCAUCGAGAGGAUCCUACAUCAAAUCGAGAGCAAAUCCAGCUGCUUUGAUCGGGCUCUCCCUUGACUUCUUUAGCCGUCACUUCGAAUUCACCUUGAUCCGUAACCGACUUGACGACGCCUUUGAGAAGGAUUCGUUCAUCACCAAGUCUACAUACGACACCCUCAUCAAUUGCUUCGAUACUGCAGUUCCUGUCUGGAAGGAGACAAUGCGCAAGACCUUCUUUGACCUAGCUGAGCAAACCAAACCAAUUGAGGAAAUCUUCAUUCUUGUUCCUGUUGAAAACCAGCAACAGAAGACACCAUCAGCAGCUCCUUCAUCACAGCCAAAGACGUUGACUCCUCCAAACUCACAGGAGCGCGCUCCGCCGACACCUCCAUCUUCUCAAGCAAAGUCGACUUUCGAGGAAGAAAUGGAGCAAUAUUCGAGCGACGAGGAUGAAUGCGAAAAAUCAUCAACUGAUGAGUUCUCUGCAUGGUUCAAGAAGGAGAGCAAGAUGGAGCGCAAAGAAAGCGUCAAAAGAUACAAGCAAUGGUUGAACCAGCUCGAUCCCAUGUUCAAGACCUCCGCCAGUACGGCCGAACGGAGCUUGAUGUAUUUCACGCAUCACGCUGGAACUUACCCGACAUUCGCCAGAAUCGCACAACUCAUACGCUCAACUCCUGGCUCAAGCGGCAGCAUCGAACGUCUCUUCUCGAAAGCGAACGAUAUCAUGUCUUCAAAACGAAACUGCUUGAACACCAGUACUGUUGAACUCAUUCUACAAGUGUCUUCUUAUCCAAAUGUACAGAAUCUAUUUGAAUAA